UCGCAGCGCCGCGGUUCCGACAUCGAUCGUCCUCCGGAGAAAAACCGAGGGCCGUAUUAUUCGGUCUAUAACAACUUCCCACGGCGUUGCAAAACACUACGGAACAACCGUCCGCCAGUCGACACCUCGAGGUAUCCAAGUGCCGUGAAGUUUUCGAAUAAUAAAACUAGGCGACAAAGACCACCGCCCAAAAAAAGAUAUCGGGUUCAGUCAGUCAGUGAUCAGUGUCCUCCCGGUCCGAAGCCGUGAUAUUCGAGUCAUCGGCUUCGCUGCGACGCGACGCUUCGAAUCCAGAUCAGUGCCUCGUUCUCUGCAACGUUUUUGAUUAGUUACAACAGAAGUAUCCACGGGCAGGCAAGUCUGCGGUUCGGAUUGAAAGUUCAACACGAGCCAUGGCAAGGUUCGAUAACGCUUCCUGGAGAUUUUGCCGCAAUAGCACAUGAGUGUUCGGUGCCUCUGACAGAGUAGCUUCGGAGCUUGAGUCGUGAAGAACGAUUUAGACACGCGGUCGAAACGCGACGAGUAUCACCGGACCCUGUUUCGGGCCCUUCCGCAGCCAUGGAGAUCGAAAAGACCCUCGAGAAUCUUCACUACGUUCCGAUAUUCUUGUUCAUCCUCAUACCGACGACCUUCAUCGCCACAUACAUCAUUGCCGUUACGUUGGGACACGUGGAGGCGGGAUUCCCUUAUAUUUCAGACACGGCGACUUACCCGCCGGAAAGUUGCAUCUUUGCUCAAAUAAUAAAUAUGGCAGCUGCGACAAUGUGCGUCGUUAUCUACAUACGGUAUUCUCACACCAAGGAACUCUCGAGCUCCUACCAGUUCAACGCUUCGCUGCCAAAGUGGAACAGGGCUGCUCUGAUCCUCGGCCUCCUGACGUGCCUGGGAUUGUCCAUGGUCGCAAACUUCCAGGAGACCAAUGUCAUUGUCGUUCAUCUGAUCGGAGCGCUAGUCUGCUUCGGAUGUGGAACGGCCUACUUUUGGACCCAGGUAAGCCUCGACUUGAUCAAGGUAGUCUGCUCCUACUAUCUACAUCCAUUGGGCUGCUCGAUAAAGAUUGCGCAUCUUCGUUUGUCCCUGGUAGUCUCAUGUACAAUCUUGUUCAUCAUCGGCACCGUUACUGCGGUGUUGGCCCGUCUGAACUAUCACGGUAACAAUCCCAGGAAGUGGUACAAGGCAGAUGGCGGUUGGGAACUGCACAUGGCAAGCACGGUUGCCGAAUGGCUGUGUGCCGGAUGCUUCUGCGUCUACAUCCUUACCUUCACCGACGAGUUUCGAGGCGUUCAGCUGAAACGACCGAAGAUACUGUUUAAACCGUGUCGCCUGAGGACCAGCAACGAGGUAUUGAACGAGAGCCAGGACGAGGUGCCACAGCCGAAACCGCCAACGACGAUCAUUUGAUCGGGCAGAAGAUGGGGCGGCGGUCAGUUGGCGAACGGU
Molecule: messenger RNA, 1440 nt
Organism: Neodiprion fabricii
Lineage: Eukaryota; Metazoa; Arthropoda; Insecta; Hymenoptera; Diprionidae
Product: DNA damage-regulated autophagy modulator protein 2
Exons: 7
Coding region: 559-1401 (280 amino acids)
Source: RefSeq, a predicted model, not a curated record